This is a messenger RNA of Python bivittatus (Burmese python), 3177 nucleotides long. RefSeq names its product RNA binding motif protein 5 (gene RBM5). The record is from RefSeq and is a predicted model, not a curated record. Gene Ontology annotation, molecular function: RNA binding. Gene Ontology annotation, cellular component: nucleus. Gene Ontology annotation, biological process: mRNA splicing, via spliceosome. NCBI's taxonomy places the organism in Eukaryota, Metazoa, Chordata, Lepidosauria, Squamata, Pythonidae.
CCGAGAAUUGUGGGUAGAAGACGGCGAGACCGACUGCGACGCCAUUUUACAGUCCUUCAGAGAAACUGUGGCGCUUUUUUGUUGUAGUUGUUGCGGCUGCUGCAGUGGCAGUGAGCCGUUAUUCUUUUCACGAUUGAUAUUCUGAUUAAUCAAGAAUUGAAGGCAAGAGAUGGGUUCCGACAAACGCGUGAGCAGAACUGAAAGGAGUGGAAGAUACGGAUCUAUCAUAGAUAGGGAAGAUCGGGAUGAUCGGGACUCCAGAAGCCGUCGACGGGAUUCUGACUAUAAAAGAUCUAGUGAGGAGCGUAGAAACGACAGAUAUGAUGAUUAUCGGGAUUAUGAUAGUCGGGAUUAUGAUGGCCGAGAUUAUGAUGGUAGAGAUUAUGACAGCCCUGAGAGAGAGCGUGAACGUGAGCGACGUAAUAGUGAUAAAUCGGAAGAUGGUUAUCAUUCUGAUGGAGACUACGGAGAACAUGAUUAUAGAAAUGACAUAAAUGAUGAAAAAGAAAGCAAGACCAUCAUGUUGCGUGGGCUCCCUAUUACUGUUACGGACUAUGAUAUACGAGAGAUCAUUGAAUCCUGUGAAGGCCCUCGGCCUGCAGAUGUGAGAUUGAUGAAGAGAAAGACAGGUGUAAGCCGUGGUUUCGCCUUCGUGGAGUUUUAUCACUUUCAAGAUGCUACCAGCUGGAUGGAAGCCAAUCAGAAAAAACUCUUGGUUCAAGGGAAGCAAAUUGCAAUGCAUUACAGCAAUCCCAGACCUAAAUUUGAAGACUGGCUUUGCAACAAGUGCUGCCUUUACAACUUCAGGAGGCGACUAAAAUGCUUCCGUUGUGGAGCAGAUAAAUUUGAUUCAGAGCAGGAAGUGCCACCUGGAGGACCGGAGGCUGUUCAGUCUGUAGAUUACUACUGUGACACUCUUAUUCUUAGAAAUAUAGCUCCUCAUACAGUAGUGGAAUCAAUCAUGACAGCUCUAUCACCAUAUGCUUCACUGGCAGUAAAUAAUAUCCGCCUUAUUAAAGACAAACAGACCCAGCAGAAUAGAGGCUUUGCUUUUGUACAGUUGUCUUCAGCCAUGGAUGCUUCUCAGCUGUUGCAGAUUUUGCAGAGUCUUCAGCCACCUCUGAAAAUAGAUGGCAAAACAAUUGGUGUGGAUUUUGCAAAAAGUGCUAGAAAGGAUUUGCUUCUCCCAGAUGGCAAUCGUGUCAGUGCUUUCUCUGUUGCUAGUACAGCCAUUGCUGCUGCCCAGUGGUCAUCAACCCAGCCUCAGAGUGGAGAAGGUGGCACUGUUGACUUCAACUACCUUCAACUUGGGCAGGAUGGUUAUAAUCAGUAUGCUCAGGAUUACCAGCAGUUUUACCAGAAUCAAACAGGAACGCUGGACACAGAUACAACUACAACUUCUGGUGGUCCAGUUACUGCAGCUACAACUACGGCAGCUGUUGUUUCCCAGAGCCCUCAGUUAUAUAAUCAGCAGACCAAUUCAGCUGAUACUCCGACACAGGCUGUGCAGCCAAGUACUAGUUCUCAGGUGCCAUCCACUUCUCCAACUGGUAUAAUUCCUGGCACCAAGUAUGCUGUUCCAGAUACUUCAACAUAUCAAUAUGAUGAAUCGUCAGGUUUCUACUAUGAUCCUGUGACUGGACUGUAUUAUGAUCCAAAUUCUCAGUAUUAUUACAAUGCUGUUACACAACAGUAUCUGUACUGGGACGGUGAGAAAGAGACCUAUAUGCCUGCGGCAGAAGGCACAUCAUAUCAGCAAACUAAUGCACCUUCAGCUAAAGAAGGAAAAGAAAAGAAAGAGAAACCCAAGAGUAAAACUGCUCAGCAGAUUGCUAAAGACAUGGAACGUUGGGCUAAGAGUUUAAACAAACAGAAGGAGAACUUCAAGAACAGCUUUCAGCCUCUGAAUGCAAGAGAAGAAGAAAGAAGAGAAUCUGCAGCAGCAGAUGCUGGUUUUGCUCUCUUUGAGAAAAAGGGCACCUUGUCUGAGAGACAGCAAAUAAUAACAGAAGUGAUAAAGAAUGGUGAUGAUGAUAAUCCAUUGAAACGUGGUUUGGUGGCUGCUUACAGCGGGGAUAGUGAUAAUGAGGAAGAUUUCUUGGAGAGAUUGGAGAACGAGGAAGAAAAAUUAACAGACUGGAAAAAGUUAGCAUGUUUGUUAUGUAGAAGACAGUUUCCAAACAAGGAAGCUCUCGUCAGGCAUCAGCAGCUUUCUGACCUGCAUAAGCAAAAUAUGGACAUAUACAGGAGAUCUAGGCUAUCUGAGCAAGAACUUGAAGCCUUGGAAAUGCGUGAGAGAGAGAUGAAAUACAGAGACAGGGCAGCCGAAAGACGUGAGAAAUACGGCAUCCCAGAGCCACCUGAGCCAAAGCGGAAAAAAGUGUUUGAUGCAGGCACUGUGAAUUAUGAACAGCCCACGAAAGAUGGGAUUGACCAUAGCAAUAUUGGGAACAAAAUGCUGCAGGCCAUGGGGUGGAGGGAAGGUUCAGGAUUAGGAAGGAAAUGUCAAGGCAUCACAGCCCCAAUUGAGGCUCAAGUGAGAAUGAGGGGAGCUGGGCUUGGAGCAAAAGGUAGUUCUUACGGUGUUUCUACAGCUGACUCAUACAAAGAUGCAGUACGGAAAGCUAUGUUUGCCCGAUUCACUGAAAUGGAAUAAGUUUUGUCCAUAUUGGAAGCUUAACAUUUCACUCUUCUUCCAAACUGACUGUUAAAACCUUUAAGGCCUUGGAGGCACUGCAGUAUAUUAGUUGUGGGUUGGAGUUAAUCACUUCUGUUUUAGGUUUUCCUUUCCUUCCAGCAUGCAAUGCUUCCCUUGGUACAUGAUAGAUCAUAGAACGCAAGCACUGUGGCUUCAUGUUGGAAGAACCCCAACGAAUUAAAAAGAAGAUACUGCAUCUUUAUACAUUUCUGUAAAUAGUGUAAAUUAAUGUGUUGUGUUCAGAGUUUUGUGUAAUCUAAAAGCCACUUCUGUCCUGUGGAGCAGUUGAGGAAGUGUUAAUAUGAUUUGACACUGCUGUACUCUGCUUACUUUGUAUUGUUUCUCAUUUUUGGCAAAGUUUCCUGUACAUUUUGUAAGAUAUGUAUUUGUAUAGAUUUUUUGAAGAUUUUGAUUCUAGAUGCCAGUCCAGACUUCUUUCGAAAAGAAAUAAAGCCUGAACCAAACUUGGUUUCUCCAUA